GCGAAUGAUAAAUAUAGUAAUUAAAAAAUAAUAAUAAAAAGAUUAAAUAUAAUCCAAAAAGUCACGACGUGAUGAUCGAGGACGCGCUAGUGUUACCGAGUAGUAGCAGUCACAGCUACAGCGUCAUCAAAGUUGGUUCCGUUCAAUCUCCAUCGGUUUUGGUGUCUCCACUAAACCAUCACCAUCGUGUUCUUCUGAACGUGCCAUUUUCAUCUCCGAUAAUCGCUCUCAGAAGAAAGGGAGUUGGUGAGAAGCUUGUGCCCAAAAUGGCUAAUUAUGAAGGACAAGCAGUUACUAGUCGUGAUAGCGAAGUCAGAUCAGGGAGUAUGAUUUUUGAGCCUAUUUUAGAAGAUGGAGUGUUUCGUUUUGAUUGUUCUGCAAAUGAUAGAGAUGCAGCAUAUCCCAGUAUUUCUUUUGUAAAUAGCAAGGAUAGAGACACGCCUAUCACUACUCAGAAGGUUCCCCUGUAUACCCCUACGUUUGAGUGUCUUCUAGAGCAGCAGAUUGUCAAACUUGAGCUUCCUGUAGGUACCUCCCUUUAUGGAACUGGAGAAGCUAGCGGAGAGCUAGAGAGGACGGGCAAAAGGGUUUUCACAUGGAACACAGAUGCAUGGGGUUAUGGACCUGGAACUACAUCCUUGUACCAAUCACAUCCAUGGGUGUUAGCAGUUCUUCCUAAUGGCGAGGCACUAGGAAUCCUUGCUGACACGACAAGGCGCUGUGAGAUUGAUCUGAGGAAAGAAUCCACAAUACAGUUUGUUGCUCCAUCCUCAUAUCCUGUCAUUACAUUUGGUCCUUUUGCUUCACCCACGGCAGUGUUGAUAUCUCUAUCAAAAGCAAUUGGAACUGUAUUUAUGCCCCCAAAAUGGUCAUUAGGCUAUCACCAAUGCCGUUGGAGUUAUUUAUCUGACCAGAGAGUUCUGGAGGUUGCAAAAACAUUCCGGAAAAAGAGCAUACCUUGUGAUGUGGUGUGGAUGGAUAUCGAUUACAUGGAUGGUUUUCGUUGUUUCACCUUUGACAAGGAGCAUUUUCGAGAUCCCAUGUCUUUAGUGAAAGAUCUCCAUUAUAGUGGUUUUAAAGCUAUUUGGAUGCUUGAUCCUGGAAUCAAGCAGGAAGAGGGUUAUUUUGUAUACGAUAGUGGUUCUAAAAAUGAUGUUUGGGUCCAAAAGGCAGAUGGAACUCCUUACGUUGGGGAGGUGUGGCCUGGGCCAUGUGUCUUCCCUGACUAUACGCAGUCUAAAGUUCGUGCAUGGUGGGCAAAUUUAGUUAAAGACUUCAUUCCCAAUGGUGUUGAUGGUAUAUGGAAUGAUAUGAACGAACCAGCUAUCUUUAAGGUUCUAACAAAAACAAUGCCUGAGAGCAAUGUUCAUAGAGGAGAUACUGAACUUGGAGGUUGUCAGAAUCAUUUUUUCUAUCAUAAUGUCUAUGGUCUACUGAUGGCAAGAUCAACUUAUGAAGGCAUGAAACUAGCUAAUGAAAAGAAGCGUCCUUUUGUUCUUACGAGAGCUGGAUUUUCUGGCAGCCAAAGGUAUGCUGCAACAUGGACUGGAGAUAAUCUUUCUACAUGGGAGCAUCUUCACAUGAGUAUCUCCAUGGUACUUCAGCUGGGACUUAGUGGUCAGCCACUUUCAGGUCCUGAUAUUGGUGGAUUUGCUGGAAAUGCAACACCUAGACUUUUUGGAAGGUGGAUGGGUGUAGGUUCCUUGUUUCCUUUUUGCCGAGGGCAUUCUGAAGCUGGCACCACUGACCAUGAACCCUGGUCUUUUGGGGAAGAGUGUGAAGAAGUUUGCCGAUUGGCAUUGAAGAGGCGCUACCGUCUGAUCCCACUUAUUUACACUCUUUUUUAUUUUGCUCAUACAAGGGGCACUCCAGUUUCAACCCCUACUUUCUUUGCUGAUCCAAAAGAUCCCAGUCUGAGGAAACUUGAAAAUUCAUUUUUGCUUGGUCCAGUCUUAGUGUAUGCAAGCACCUUACGUAGACAGGGGUUGGAUAAGUUGGAGAUUACUUUGCCUAAGGGGAUAUGGUUGAAUUUUGAUUUCGACGAUGCACAUCCGGAUUUGCCAGCUUUAUACUUAAAAGGUGGCUCAAUUAUUCCCGUGGGCCUCCCUCAUCAGCAUGUUGGAGAGGCUAAUCCUUCAGAUGACUUGACUCUUUUUGUGGCUUUAGAUGAACAUGGGAAAGCUGAAGGUGUUCUAUUUGAGGAUGAUGGUGAUGGAUAUGAAUUCACAAAAGGCAGUUAUUUAUUAACACAUUAUGUGGCUGAACUUAAAUCAUCAGUUGUUACAGUGAGUGUCCACAAAACUGAUGGAUCAUGGGAAAGACCUAAACGCCGCUUGCAUAUUCAAUUAUUGCUGGGUGGGGGUGCAAUGCUUGAUACAUGGGGAACUGAUGGAGAAGUUCUGCAACUAAUUUUGCCUUCGGAAGAUGAGGUGUUGAAGCUAGUAUCUACUAGUGAGAAGAAUUACAAGGACCGUUUGGAAAAUGCAACUCCAAUUCCUGAUGUAGAAGAGGUUUCUGGACCCAAGGGAACAGAGCUUUCAAGAACUCCCAUUGAACUGAAAAAUGGUGAGUGGAAUCUUAAAGUUGUUCCCUGGAUUGGGGGUAGAAUCAUGUCCAUGACACACAUUCCUUCAGGAACACAAUGGCUGCAUAGUAGGAUUGAGAUAAAUGGGUAUGAGGAGUAUAGUGGUAUGGAGUAUCGUUCUGCUGGGUGUUCUGAGGAAUAUUCUGUCAUUGAUCGAGAACCAGGGCUUGUGGUGUUAGAGGGUGAUAUUGGUGGGGGAUUGGUUCUUAAACGUCAUAUCUAUGUUCCAAAGAAUGUUCCCAAUGCCAUCCAGAUAGACUCUAGUAUAAUAGCACGAAGUGUUGGAGCUGGUUCUGGAGGGUUCUCAAGGUUGGUUUGCUUAAGAGUUCACCCAACCUUUAGUGUUUUGCAUCCAUCAGAAUCUUUUGUUUCAUUUACUUCAAUGGAUGGAUCGAAGCAUGAAGUCUUUCCUGAUGGUAUGGAGCAAUUCUUUGAAGGAGACCUCAUUCCUAAUGGCGAAUGGAGGCUGGUUGAUAAAUGUCUUGGCUUGGCACUGGUGAACCGAUUUAGUGUUAGUGAGGUAUUCAAGUGUCUUGUUCACUGGGAUUGUGGCACUGUCAACCUGGAGCUUUGGUCCCAGAGUAGGCCUGUUUCAGAGCAAUCCCCUCUCAGAAUUUCCCAUCAGUACGAGGUUAUAGGAAUUUCAUAAUAAUUUAACUGAUCAUCAAUGUAUCUAGAAUGUUCGAAACAGUGUAGUGCUGUUACAAAACCUGCACCUAAAAUCUAUGCAUAAAAAUUUCAGUGUUGUUUCCUUCUUCCUUUUCA
Glycine soja is the source of this 3349-nucleotide messenger RNA. RefSeq names its product alpha-glucosidase 2. Gene Ontology annotation, molecular function: hydrolase activity, hydrolyzing O-glycosyl compounds; carbohydrate binding. The coding region runs from base 72 to 3233 and encodes 1053 amino acids. The transcript is spliced from 23 exons. Gene Ontology annotation, biological process: carbohydrate metabolic process. The record is from RefSeq and is a predicted model, not a curated record. NCBI's taxonomy places the organism in Eukaryota, Viridiplantae, Streptophyta, Magnoliopsida, Fabales, Fabaceae.